UGACGUUACAGGCGUGUACAAGAUUGAAGUCAUAAUGUAUCCCGAUGUCAUUCAGUCAACACAAGGGGUAACACAGGAACAUAAUGUAACAAUUGGUUCCCCUGUAUGUCCAAGUCAAUUUGACGUAAAAUUAAUCAAUAAUGACAGCGUCAUCAUCUCAUGGACACCUGGCCACAAUGGCGGACUAACACAGACAUUUGUUUUCUAUAGCCACACAAACACCAGCUUAGAUAGGACCUUGGUAGCUGCUGUUGUUGAUGAUAACAAUAAAAGUAUGGUUUACACUGUAAGGAACCUCCACAUGAACAUGUCCCUUGUUUUCACUGUUGACGUUAAAAAUAUGCUCAGUACAACAGUGUGUCCAGAUUUAAAUUUCAGCGUGAAUGUCUCAGUCCUGCCAGAAGUAGUUCUGUCAUGUCCUAUCGCUGAAGAAGGAAAACAGAAUCACUCGCUGUCGUGCCGUGUAGAGACCUAUGAAGUUUCCCGAAAUACAAGCAUCCAGUUCUGUAGAAACAACAUUAAAAAUGUGUGUCCUACAAAUGGCUACACUACAAGUAAUCAAACAGUUGGCUCUAACAUCACAUCACAACUAAACAUCAGCACAGUAAGGAGAAAAGACGAGGGGACAUGGACGUGUUUUAUAAGUUUUACAGUAAGAUCCGGUACACAUAACAUGAACAAGAGCUGCAACCUAGCAGUUUACGCCACCCCACAAACCCCAGUCUGCCAACACACCUCUAACACCACCCACGUCCUAGUGACUUCCUCCACAUCUAAAGUUUACCCAGAGGCGGUAUGUAUAUGGGAGGCGUCGUUUGGUGUAGACCGGAUAGAGGUUCUACUAGAGUCUACCCAACACAAGACAUACAUACUGGAUGAAACUGUUUACUACAACACGACAUGUACGGCAAGUUUUAGGCCUGACUUUACAGGAGUGUUUAAGAUUAAAGUCACAAUGUAUCCCGAUUUCAUUCAGUCAACACAAGGGGUAACACAUGAUUAUGUUAUAACAAUAGGGCCUCCCGACUGUCCAAAUCUAUUUGACGUAAAAUUAAAAAAUAAUGACAGCGUCAUCAUCUCAUGGAUACCUGGCCACAAUGGCGGACUAACACAGACAUUUGUUUUCCUUAGCCACAGAAGCACCAGCUUAAAUAGGACCGUAGUAGCAACUGUUGUUGAUGAUAACAAAGAAAUUAUGGUUUACAUUGUAAGAAACCUCUAUAUGGAUACGUCGCUUGUAUUCUCCGUUCAAGUACAAAAUGUGCUCAGUGCUACAGAGUGUCCACAUUUAGAUGUCAGUCUGGUGGUUUCAGAUUCACGAAAAAUUGAUUCGGGAAGUGAAGUGUCAGACACGAACUUACUUUACUACAUCAUUCCACCAUGUUUAGUGGUUCUCAUAGGUUUUGUAAUAGCACUAUCUGUCAAAAAAGGAUGCACUGCUUAUAAAAGAAAGAGACAACAUAAAACAGAGCCUAAUCUAAACACAACAUCAUUGAACCUGCCCCUUGACGAAGAUGGUUAUCUUUUAGUGCUUGGUACGUCUGUUGGUUCGCCUCCUAUUGAAAAUAUAUACAGAAACGUACAUCCAGCUGUAGGCUUUGACGUUGAACCCGAGUCAGUUGGAAAUGUAAGAGUUGACAAUACGAGAAUUUGUGAACAUGCACUGGAAGGUUCAAACAGCGAAAAUCCUUACAAUGUCAUACAAGAAACAGAGCAUAGCAUGUGCCAAGUAGGCGCUAAUGAAGAAACAAAUCCGUCAACACGACAGGAAACAGAUCAAACACGAUCAGUGGGAAAUCUUUCCGGACCGCCCAAACUAUCCGACCUAAUGAAUGUUUAUGAUAGACUUGACGAAAACUCUUACAAUGAUUAUCUAGACGUUUAUAAUAUCCCUAACUAA
Molecule: messenger RNA, 1900 nt
Organism: Physella acuta
Lineage: Eukaryota; Metazoa; Mollusca; Gastropoda; Physidae
Molecular function (GO): protein binding
Source: RefSeq, a predicted model, not a curated record